Messenger RNA from Colossoma macropomum (tambaqui), 3069 nucleotides. It is a transcript of the gene slc12a3, whose product is annotated as solute carrier family 12 member 3. The transcript is spliced from 26 exons. The record is from RefSeq and is a predicted model, not a curated record. Gene Ontology annotation, molecular function: sodium:potassium:chloride symporter activity. Gene Ontology annotation, biological process: potassium ion import across plasma membrane; chloride transmembrane transport; sodium ion homeostasis. Lineage: Eukaryota; Metazoa; Chordata; Actinopteri; Characiformes; Serrasalmidae. Gene Ontology annotation, cellular component: membrane. The coding region runs from base 1 to 3054 and encodes 1017 amino acids.
AUGGAGGAGACUCCACAGUCUAAUGAGGUGAUAAACCUCACGACAUUCAGAGGCCAGUAUUCUGUCUCUCCACCACUCAAUGGUGGAGAUGGCCGUAGGUACGCUGUGGAGGAGAACGGUGGUUAUGAUGUGAAUGGAGUGGCCUCCCGCAGCUCUGCUGUUUUGUCUGGAUAUGAUACACUGGAUUCACCACCAAGUUAUGACUUCUAUGCCAACACUGAGGUUUUUGGGAGAACACGGAAAAUAAGACCAUCACUGUUCCAGCUUCACUCCAAUCCUGAGGAUGAUUCCUCCCCACCUCCCCUGUAUGAGGAGACAAAUGGCAACAAAGAGAGCCCAGAGGAUGAACCAACAGAACCUCCUCCAGAGCCCACUCGCUUUGGUUGGGUACAGGGGGUCAUGGUUCGUUGUAUGCUCAACAUCUGGGGAGUGAUUCUGUACCUGAGGCUUCCCUGGAUCACAGCUCAAGCUGGGAUUGGUUUGACAUGGAUUAUAAUCCUGCUGUCCUCCUGCAUCACUGGAAUCACUGGCCUCUCCACGUCUGCCAUUGCCACCAACGGCAAAGUCAAAGGAGGUGGGACCUACUUCCUGAUCUCCCGCAGUCUGGGCCCAGAGCUGGGGGGCUCCAUUGGACUCAUCUUUGCCUUUGCCAAUGCAGUAGCCGUGGCUAUGCACACAGUGGGCUUUGCUGAAACUGUACAAGCCCUCAUGGAGGAGAGUGGUUCACGCAUGGUAGACCCCAUCAAUGACAUCCGCAUCAUUGGUGUAAUCACUGUCACCUGUCUGCUGGCCAUCUCACUGGCUGGUAUGGAGUGGGAGUCAAAGGCCCAGGUGUUGUUCUUCAUGGUUAUCAUGGUCUCCUUUGCAAACUACAUUGUGGGUACCAUCAUCCCAGCCACUCCACAGAAGCAAGCCAAGGGCUUUUUCAGCUAUAGAGCGGACAUUUUUGCAGAAAACUUUGUGCCCAACUGGCGUGGGCCAGGGGGCAGCUUCUUUGGCAUGUUCUCCAUCUUUUUCCCCUCAGCCACUGGCAUUCUCGCAGGAGCCAAUAUCUCAGGAGACCUGAAGGAUCCCAAUGUGGCUAUACCACGUGGCACAAUGCUGGCCAUUUUCUGGACCACCUUGUCUUAUCUCGUCAUCUCAGCUACCAUUGGCUCUUGUGUACUGCGUGAUGCCUCUGGUAAUAUCAAUGACACCAUAAUGGCUGGAUCUGCUGCUGGAGACUGCCUGGGGACCGCCUGCAGCUAUGGCUGGAACUUCAGUGAAUGCAUUGCCAACAAGACCUGCAGUUACGGCCUUAGUAAUUAUUACCAGACUAUGAGCAUGGUGUCUGGAUUUGCACCUCUGAUUGCAGCUGGUAUAUUUGGGGCUACUCUGUCCUCAGCGCUGGCUUGCCUGGUCUCAGCACCUAAAGUCUUUCAGUGCCUAUGCAAGGACAAGUUGUAUCCAGCGAUUGGCUUUUUUGGGAAGGGCUAUGGGAAGAAUGAUGAGCCAUACAGAAGCUACCUCUUAACUUAUGUCAUUGCUGUUUGCUUCAUUCUCAUUGCUGAACUGAAUACCAUCGCUCCCAUAAUCUCCAACUUCUUCCUGUGCUCCUAUGCCCUCAUCAACUUCAGCUGUUUCCAUGCCUCCAUCACCAACUCCCCUGGUUGGCGUCCCUCAUUCCGGUUCUACAGCAAGUGGGCUUCUCUAGUGGGGGCUGUGGUUUCAGUGAUUAUCAUGUUCCUGCUCACCUGGUGGGCUGCUCUCAUUGCUAUUGGGAUAGUGCUCUUCCUGCUGGGAUACGUGCUCUACAAGAAACCCUCUGUAAACUGGGGCUCCUCAGUGCAAGCAGGCUCAUACAACAUGGCACUGUCCUACUGUGUGGGCCUCAACCAGGUAGAACACCACAUAAAGAAUUACAGGCCGCAGUGUCUAGUUCUCACUGGGCCACCCAGUUUGCGGCCAGCUCUGGUAGACUUUGUCGGUACCUUCACCAAGAACCAGAGUCUAAUGAUGUGUGGAAAUGUCAUCAUUGGAGGACCUUCACCUGAGGCUGUGGAUGCAGCCAACAGUAGCAGUCAUGUGACAUGGCUCAACAAGCGACGCAUCAAGUCCUUCUAUCAAGGAGUGGUUGCUGAUGACCUGCGCACAGGAGCACAGAUACUGCUGCAGGGUGCAGGUUUAGGUCGGAUCCGACCAAACAUCUUGGUGAUGGGAUUUAAGAGGAACUGGAACAAAUGUCCACCAACUAGUAUAGAAAAUUACAUCAGCAUUUUACAUGAUGCAUUUGAUCUGCAGUAUGGUGUAUGCAUCCUUCGGAUGAAAGAAGGUCUUGAUUUGUCUCAUCAAAUGCAGGCACAUGUAAACCCAGUGUUUGAGACAGCCACUGAGCCGGGGCUUGAUGCCAGAAAUAUCAGCACAACAAUGGACCCUGACUCGCUCAUGGCUCUGCCUCAACCCACCACCAUAUUUCAGUCCAGGCAGGAGAAGAAGACUAUUGAUGUGUAUUGGCUGUCUGAUGAUGGAGGUCUGACACUACUGCUGCCGUAUCUUCUGAAGCGUAAGAAGCGCUGGGGCAGGUGCAAAGUCAGAGUGUUUGUGGGAGGAGAGAUUCAGCAUGUUGAGGAACAGAAACAAGACCUCACAGCUCUCAUCAGCAAGUUUCGCCUCGGCUUCCACGAGAUCCUAGUCCUUCCUGACAUCAACGAGAAACCCCAGCCUGAACACGUUAAGAAGUUUGAGGACUUGCUAGGGCCUUAUAGGGUACAUGCUAUCCAAAAGAACAGGGGAAGAGACACUCAGACUGCCGGAGACUGCCCUUGGAUGGUGUCUGAUGAAGAGUUUGAAAAGAAUUUGGCAAAGUCAUUUAGGCAGAUCCGCCUGAAUGAAGUCUUAAAAGACUACUCAAGAGAUGCUGCUUUGAUUAUUAUAACCAUGCCUGUAGGACGGAAAGGAGCCUGCCCGAGUACUCUUUACAUGGCUUGGCUGGAGACUCUGUGCCGUGACCUGCGGCCUCCAGUCCUGCUGGUCAGAGGAAACCAAGAGAGCGUGCUCACUUUCUACUGCCAGUGAUCAUUACUCAAAGAC